AUGAAGAAGUUUGAUCCGAGCCGAGUAUGGGUGGGCAAAAAGACAAUGGAAAAGCUAUACGACCCCAAAUUUGGAAACACAGACCAUGAAUUGGUUGAAAAAAUGAAACAGCUUAUUGUUAUGUACGACGAGGAGAAUGAGUACGGAGGAGAUGGCGUUUGCGAUCGUGUGGAGGGUAGUUAUGGUGGUGUUGGUGCACCAGACGAGUACGACGGCGACUACAAUGACGAGUUUGAUGACUUUGUGCCCUUUGGUGUUCGCGACGGUGGUAGUGCAUACGACGGGGGGGGCUUUUGGGGAAGAAAAAAAAAAAAGGGGGCAAAGGAGAAAAAGGGAGCAUUUUGGGAUGGCAUGAAGAACCGCAAUCGUGAGAUUCCACUGAUUUUUGGAGAUGAUUAUAAAGACCGCGACAACAAAGAAGAAAAGGACGAUUUGGGCGAGCAAAAGCCUUGCCUGCCGAUGCCAGGUCGGCAACAGUAUCUUUCAGGCCCGAAACACAAGUCUGCACGACAAAAAGACAGUAAGCAAGCCGGUGAAAAGAAGCAUGACGAGCCUCUAACACCGCAGCAAAUCCAGCGCCAACGAGCAAGAAAAGACAAGAACAAGUCCAAGAUAGCAAACCACAAUCGAAAGGACCGUGCGAUGAAGAAAAUGGGCUGA
Messenger RNA from Peronospora belbahrii, 660 nucleotides. The record is from the annotation of a GenBank genome assembly. NCBI's taxonomy places the organism in Eukaryota, Oomycota, Peronosporomycetes, Peronosporales, Peronosporaceae.